Penicillium arizonense is the source of this 1050-nucleotide messenger RNA. RefSeq lists its product as uncharacterized. The record is from RefSeq and is a predicted model, not a curated record. The coding region runs from base 1 to 1050 and encodes 349 amino acids. The transcript is spliced from 2 exons. Lineage: Eukaryota; Fungi; Ascomycota; Eurotiomycetes; Eurotiales; Aspergillaceae.
AUGUCUGGCCUCAAGCCAGACUUUGAAGCCUCUACUCCGCCAGGGGGCGAAGAUAGCUCACAAGGGGCCCUCGCCUUCCACCCGAGCCACAUUACCCUGUCAACCUUCAACCGUCUACUAGCGUGCUACGCGAGUACUGUGGAGCAAGUGCAUCGAAGCAAAUUGAUUCAGAAGCUACAGUCAAAGCAAAAGUCAAAGCCAAAGCGCAAGUCAGCCGAGACUUCAACAGACGCGCAGGACACAACACCAACACAGAGAACAGAGCUCACUCCCGCUGAGGAGAAGCAUAUCCAAGAUGACCUGGAUACAUUCCUCAAACUCGAUCGCUGGAGAUAUGAAACCCUGCCAAAGAAUCUUGCCAAGCGAAAAGGUGACGAGGCACAUCUUACUAAAGAUGAAUUGGUUGAUAUCAUGACGUGGAAGACCUCCCACGGUCGCCCCCGCCCAAUGCUAAUAGGAAUGAUAAAAGCAAACCAACCAAGCACAAUAACAAAAGCAACAUCCGAAGCUUUUACUUCUAUCCCAGUCUCGGAUCCAAUUAAGAAACCCGAAGAGUCAUUCCCAAAACUCAGCCUGGACACAUUGACGACCUCGCUGCGUGGUGUUGGUCCCGCGACUGCAUCGCUCAUUUUGUCGAUUGCUACUGUUGUUGGUGAACCCAUGCGCCAGGUUCCAUUUUAUAGUGACGAUACGUAUUUGUGGCUUAUUUUUGGGGUUUAUCCUAUUCCUGGGGAGGGGCAGGUGAAGGUGAAGGGGGUUAAGGCGAACGGGGAGUUGGAUGUCAAAUAUAACUUGAAGGAGUUUCGGGGUUUGUGGGAAGAGGUGCAGAUAUUGAGGAGGAGGUUGACUGGGGGUGAUUUGGGGUCUGUUUCUACGGUUGAUGUUGAGAAGGUUGCUUAUGUGCUUCGCCAUAUUGCUGUUUCUGGUUAUUACUCUGACCAACAUCAUGAAGUUCGCGAGGCCACUGUUGUGGAGUCGACGGAGAUAUCUGGGGGGGAGACUAAAAAACGGAAAGUGAAGGAGGGGAAGACGAGGAGUGCGAAGAAGUAG